Molecule: messenger RNA, 5580 nt
Organism: Drechmeria coniospora
Lineage: Eukaryota; Fungi; Ascomycota; Sordariomycetes; Hypocreales; Ophiocordycipitaceae
Product: class V chitin synthase
Exons: 3
Coding region: 1-5580 (1859 amino acids)
Cellular component (GO): myosin complex; cell periphery; cell septum
Molecular function (GO): cytoskeletal motor activity; chitin synthase activity; ATP binding
Source: RefSeq, a predicted model, not a curated record
AUGGCCACGACCAUCUCCUCGCAGGGAGCCGGCAACGGAGGUGCCCACUCGCAGCACUCGCUUCCUUCGUUACCGGCUCAUCUCCAGUCCGACACCCACAUCACGGGGCACCUGGCCAGUCGCUUCCAUGUGUCCCAACCAACUGCUAACCUGUCCUCUCACGGCCUCGUUUGCCUCAACACCUACACAUCCUCCACCAAGGGUUCCGAUGGCGGCAAGGUGGGAAGCGCCCAGGCCGGCGCCGAGGACAUGGCCAAUCGUGCCUGGCAAAGGCUGGGCCAUCGAUCGGAGAGCCAAGCCAUUGUCUUCCUCGGUGAAUCCGGAUCUGGCAAGUCGACGGUGCGCCACCACUUCCUGGCCGCCCUUCUGAACAAAUCAUCUACCCCCUUGGCGACAAAGCUCUCGUUGGCCGCCUAUGUCUUUGAUACCCUCACAACGACCAAGACGGCAACGACGCCGACGGCAUCCAAGUCGGGCCUCUUCUACGAGCUGCAAUACGACACCACAGGCAGCACCAACCCCGUCCUGAUUGGUGGCAAGCUGCUCGAUCACAGACUCGAGCGAAGCCGAAUAACAGAUGUCCCCUCCGGAGAACGAAAUUUCCAUGCCCUCUACUACCUGCUGGCGGGCACCAGCGAGGCCGAGAAGGCUCAUCUGGGCCUGGACGCCUCGAAGAGGUGGAAGUACUUGGGCCAUCCGACCCAGCUCAAGAUAGGCAUCAACGAUGCCGAAGGCUUCCAGCUCUUCAAGAAUGCACUCAGGAAGCUCGAGUUUCCCAGGGCCGACAUUGCCGAGAUCUGCCAAGUCUUGGCCAGCAUCCUUCACAUCGGCCAACUCGAGUUCGAGACCACCAGCAACACCAGCGCGACUGCCGAUGACAGUGGUGGCUUUUCUCACGAAGGCGGCACCGUGACGACGACCGUCAAGAACAAAGAUGUGCUCGCCAUCAUCGCCGCCUUCCUUGGCGUGAGCACCGGCGAUCUCCAGACCACACUGGGCUACAAAACCAAGACGCUUCAGAAGGAGCGCGUCACGGUCAUGCUCGAUCCCAACGGCGCCCGAGCCCAUGCCAACGAGCUGGCCCGCACCCUCUACUCUCUCCUCGUCGCCUGGAUCAUAGAGAACGCCAACCAGCGAAUCUGCGCUCUCGAAGAUGGCGUCGCCAACACGAUUUCCCUCGUCGAUUUCCCUGGCUUUGCGCAGCAAUCCUCGACAAAAUCCGCCCUGGAUCAGCUGCUGAACAACGCGGCGACGGAAGCCAUCUACAACAUGACGCUCCGAAACUUCUUCGACCGCAAGGCCGACAUGCUCGAAUCCGAGGAGAUUCGUGUCGCGCCCACCAGUUACUUCGACAACUCCGAUGCCGUCAAGGGCCUUCUUAAACCCGGAAAUGGUCUCCUUAGCAUCCUCGACGAUCAGACGCGCCGCAGCAGAACGGACAUGCAGCUCUUGGACAGCCUUCGGAAGCGAUUCGAGGGCAAGAACCCCGCCAUCGAGGUCAGCUCUGCGACGGCCAAGCUGCCUGGCAGCAACUUCCUGACCGAAAACACGACGGCCUCCUUCACGGUCAAGCAUUUCGCGGGCGAGGUCGAUUACCCCGUCAAGGGCUUGAUCGAGGAGAAUGGUGAAAUCAUUUCCGUCGACCUGCUGAACAUGUUCAACUCUACCAAGAGCGAAUUCGUCGGCCGCCUCUUUGGCCAAGACGCACUUCAGACCAUCGCCCACCCAACAGAGCGGGCUGCCGUCUUGCAGGCGACAGUCAGCUCCAAGCCCAUGCGCGCCCCGAGCGUCAUGUCUCGCAAGGGCGGCCGGGCAGCGGCCGCCCAUCGACGUCAGCAGCAGGAGGCUGCGGAGCAGCUCGACCAAGCGAGCGAUACAAAGAGCUCCAAGAAUGGAGGCGGACGAGGCGUCGCCGCCGAGCAGGGCGCCUCUGGCGCCUCCGGCCAGUUCCUCGCCUCGCUCGAUAACGUGCAGAAGGCCGUGACGGACCCUGGAACCAACACCUAUUACGUCUUUUGCCUGAAGCCCAACGACCGCCGUAUCGCCAAUCAGUUUGACAGCAAAUGCGUGCGCACGCAGGUGCAGACGUUUGGCAUCGCCGAAAUCAGUCAGAGGCUGCGAUCUGCCGACUUCAGCCUGUUCCUGCCCUUCGGCGAGUUUCUCGGCAUGGCGAAUGCCGAGACCAUCAUCGUCGGCAGCGAGCGUGAGCGAGCCGAAAUGUUCAUUGACCAGAAGCGGUGGCCCGUCAACGAGGUCCAGAUCGGAGCGACGGGCGUCUUCCUGAGCGAGCGAUGCUGGAUGGAGGUUGCCCAGCUCGGGGAGAAAGGGGAACAGCGCGCUGGCCUCUCGACCGACAGCGACGGCGGCGACGGCCAAACGCCGGGCUUCCCCCAGCAUGCCUUUGGCGUCUCCAAGGAGGAGCUCCUCCUGUCCGGCGGUGGCACUCCGCUUAUGUACAGCGAGAAGGGGGGGAAGGGCUACUUUGGCGGCUCGGAUGACACUCGCUCCGAAGCCGGAGUGUCAGCCUUUGGCGGCGGCGACAUGUUCAAGAACAUGGAUACGCGGGAGCAGAUGGCCGAGCGAGGCAACGAAAAGUCGCUCGUCGAGGUCGAGGAGUUCAAGGACAGCCCUAGCCGCAAGCGAUGGGUUUUCACCGUCUACUUACUUACCUGGCUCAUCCCCGACUUUCUCAUCCGUUGGUUUGGGCGCAUGCCCCGCAAGGACGUUCGGAUGGCGUGGAGGGAGAAGUUGGCCAUCAACAUUCUCAUCUGGAUACUCUGCCUCGUUGCAGCCUUCUUCAUCAUCGGUUUCCCUAUGCUCAUCUGUCCCAAGCAGAAUGUCUUUAGCACCGAAGAGCUCAGCUCGAAAGACGGCAAGGGCGGCAGCCCGGCCUAUGCCUCUCUGCGCGGCUAUGUCAUCGACCUGGGACAAUAUGCGUCUCAUCACUACCCACCGUUUCUGGAAGCGAAGAAUCUUCUGAACUACGCGGGGAAGGACAUCAGCACCCUGUUCCCCGUGCAGGUUUCUGCCUUGUGCCAGGGGGUCAGUGGCUCUAUCGACCCGGCCGUGACGUUGGAAUACAGGAACACGAGUGAAACCUCCAACCUGCCGCUCACCGUCCGCAUCCAAGACAUCAACGCCCAGUAUCACGACUUCCGUCACUUCACCAAUGACAGCAGGCCCGACUGGUACAUCGAGCAGCUGAUGAUGCUCCGAGGUACCUGGGGUGCAGGAAAGAUUGGGUACACGCCCGAGUAUGUCGCCAAGCUCGGCUCGAAGCAGCAGCGGAUUGCCAUCAUCGGGGGCAAGGUCUACGAUAUGACGACCUACUUUUCCGGCGGCCGGAAAAUGAUAGCCAAGCCGGGCGAGAAGCCGCCGACUGACACCACUUUGACCGACUUCAUGCACCCAGAUGUCGUUUCCUUGUUCCUGUACGGCUCAGGCACCGACAUCACAAAGUCUUGGGAAGCGCUAAACCCGACCAUCAAGCCCGGGAUGCGGACGUGCCUCGACAACUUGUUCUACAUUGGGGAUGUAGACACAAGGAAUUCGACUCGCUGCCAGUUCGCGGAAUACCUAGUGCUCGGCGUCUCGAUCCUUCUCGCAUCCGUCAUCGCCUUUAAGUUCUUCGCCGCUUUGCAGUUUGGAGGUAAGAACCUUCCAGAGAACCUCGACAAGUUUGUCCUGUGCCAGAUCCCUGCGUACACGGAGGAUGAGGACUCGCUGCGCCGCGCCAUCGACUCGGCCGCCCGCAUGCGUUACGACGACAAGCGCAAGCUUCUGGUCAUUGUAUGCGACGGCAUGAUCAUCGGGCAGGGCAAUGACAGGUCGACGCCCCGCAUUGUUCUCGAUAUUCUGGGCGUCUCCGAGACUGUCGACCCUGAGGCGCUGAGCUUCGAGUCCCUGGGUGAAGGCCAGAAGCAGCACAACAUGGGCAAGGUCUACUCCGGCCUUUACGAGGUACAGGGGCACAUUGUCCCCUUCAUGGUUAUCGUCAAGGUGGGCAAGCCAACCGAGGUCGUUCGGCCCGGCAACCGCGGUAAGCGAGACUCGCAGAUGAUCAUCAUGCGCUUCCUCAACCGCGUGCACUACAAUCUCGCCAUGAGUCCUCUCGAGCUGGAGAUGUACCACCAGAUCCGCAACAUCAUCGGCGUCAACCCGACCUUCUACGAGUUCAUGUUCCAGAUCGACGCCGACACUGUCGUCGCCCCUGACUCGGCCACGCGCAUGGUCUCGGCCUUCCUUGACGACACUCGCCUGAUCGCAUGUUGCGGCGAGACGGCUCUGACGAACGCCAAGUCAUCCUUCAUCACCAUGAUCCAGGUCUACGAGUACUACAUCUCCCACAACCUGUCCAAGGCGUUCGAGAGCUUGUUCGGUUCCGUCACCUGCUUGCCCGGCUGCUUCUCCAUGUAUCGGAUCCGUGCCGCCGAGACUGGCAAGCCGCUGUUUGUCAGCCGCGAGGUGGUCGAGUCGUACGCGACAAUUCGUGUCGAUACGCUGCACAUGAAAAAUCUGCUACACCUAGGCGAAGAUCGCUACCUGACAACGCUGCUGCUGAAGUACCACUCCAAGUACAAGACCAAGUAUCUCUUCUCGGCCCAUGCUUGGACGAUUGCCCCCGACUCCUGGGCCGUCUUUCUCUCACAGCGACGUCGCUGGAUCAACUCGACGGUGCAUAAUCUGAUGGAGCUCAUCCCCAUGAACCAGCUCUGCGGUUUCUGCUGCUUCAGCAUGCGCUUCAUCGUCUUCAUUGACCUGCUCAGCACCGUCGUCCAACCCGUCACGAUCGGGUACAUUGUCUACCUCAUUGUUCUCGUCUCGACAAAGGCCACAGUUGUGCCGAUAACGGCCUUCGUUCUGCUCGGUGCCAUCUACGGUCUUCAGGCCAUCAUUUUCAUCCUUCGCCGCAAGUGGGAGAUGGUCGGCUGGAUGAUAUUGUACGUCCUGGCCAUUCCUGUCUUCAGCUUUGGCCUGCCGUUGUAUGCCUUCUGGCACAUGGACGACUUCAACUGGGGUAACACGCGAGUCGUUGCCGGCGAAAACGGCAAGAAGGUUGUCAUCACGGAUGAGGGCAAAUUCGAUCCAAGCUCGAUCCCUCGCAAGAAGUGGGAGGAGUAUCAGGCAGAGCUCUGGGAGACGCAGACGUCACGCGACGAUGCGCGCUCCGAAGUUUCGGGCUUCAGCUACGGCACCAAGGCGCACGCGCUCGUGUCCGAGUACGCCUUUCCGAGUAGGCCAAACUCCACGGCAGGUUUCGCGGCUCAACCUUCGAUGGCUCAUCUGCCGUACGACUCACGCAACGCAUCGCGCAUGUCCCUGGCCGCCUCCGACAUGGGCGCCAACCGCAUGAGCCACUUUGGUGGCUCGCAGUUCUUCAGCCCUGAAGACAUGGUAGGGCUACCUAGCGACGAUGCCCUGCUAGCCGAGAUUCGCGACAUCCUCAAGACGGCAGACUUGAUGUCGGUGACGAAGAAGGGCGUCAAGCAAGAGCUGGAGCGUCGUUUCGACGUCCCCUUGGAUGCAAAGCGUGCAUACAUCAACAGUGCCACCGAAGCUCUCCUCUCUGGCCAACUCUAA